AUAUAACUAACACAGAAGAGCUGCCAAGUUUGCAGGCUGAUUCCUAUUCCCUCACUUUGAAAACGUUCAGCCUCGUCGGUCCAUACACAGACAAGGGGUUACGAGAUCUUCUAGAAAAAGAAGCGAACAUGACAAACUACGAGAUCUAUUAUUUCCCAGUACAAGGUCGUAUAGAGAGCACUUAUCUGCUUCUUACAGAUCAGGGGAUACCUUUCAAAAAGCAUAUCGUCACUAGCGAAAUUUGGGGCAAAGGAGACUUGAAAGGGAAGUGUGCAUUUGGUCAACUACCCUUGCUCCAGGAUGGAGAAUUUAAGUUAAACCAAUCUAACGCAAUUCUCAGGUUUCUUGGAAGGCAACAUGGUCUCUAUGGCAAAGAUAAUAAGGAGGCUGCUCUGACUGAUAUGGUAAACGAUGGAGUGGAUGACUGCCGCACAAAAUACUUCAAAUUCAUCUAUAGUGAUUAUGACAUUGGCAAGCAACAGUACAUUAAGGAUCUCCCAGGAUGCCUCAGCCCAUUUGAGAAGCUUCUCCAGAAGAAUCGCAAUGGAAGUAGUUUCAUAGUUGGAGAUAAGAUUUCUUUUGCAGAUUACAACCUCUUCCAGCUGCUACAGGUACACCUUGUCCUGACUCCUGACUGCCUGAAGGACUUUCCCCUACUAAAAGCCUAUGUCAGCCGUAUUGCUUCUCGCCCCAGGAUCAAAGCCUACCUUGAUUCUGACGAAUACAAGAGCCGUCCCAUCAAUGCCAAUGGCAAACAGUAGCAAGAUGCCAGUGAAGUGGGAAAUUAAUGAUGAAGGGAAACAGAUAUACACUGCUGAACUGAUAUUCAGUCUUUGGAAAGAUGUCAAAAUGUUUACGAAAAAGUUUUGUUAGAAAUUUUAUUUUUUGCUAUUUGAAGUAAUAAAGAUUAUCAAAACAAAA
Messenger RNA from Protopterus annectens (West African lungfish), 921 nucleotides. Its product is annotated as glutathione S-transferase P-like. The record is from RefSeq and is a predicted model, not a curated record. The transcript has 7 exons. Gene Ontology annotation, cellular component: cytosol. Gene Ontology annotation, molecular function: glutathione transferase activity. Lineage: Eukaryota; Metazoa; Chordata; Ceratodontiformes; Protopteridae. Gene Ontology annotation, biological process: glutathione metabolic process. Bases 129 to 761 code for a protein of 210 amino acids.